GCAGCUGUGUUGAAGAUGAUGUUGAUACUGAACUGUCCUGUGGUCUUGAGACUCCUUAGUCUUUGUGUUUUCCCUUUCUCUGCUGGCAUUGUGACAUUCUCUAAGCCAGUCAUUACCCAACCCCUACCAGUGUCAUAACCUUUGAUACUAGUGGCUCUGCCUUCAAAACUUCCCACUGAAAGUUUGUGUGUAUGCAGUAUUAACUCUAACUCUUUCCUAGGGCUUUUUUGGCUUCUCAUUCCUCCUAUCCCUUCCAGCCUCCUAGAAUAACUUUGCUACCCCACAGCAGUGGUGGUAAUUUUCCAACCAGUAACUCACUUUCAGGGAAUCCCAGACCUCUGUGGGACGCCCUGGAGGGAUUUCUCAGGUACUGAAGUGUUCUGGCUGAGCAGUAGGUUACGAACAUCUCCUUGUUGAUGGGUAAAGCUUAUAGGUGUUGGGGCUCCCAGAUCUGGUUUGGAAGUGAGGUUGCAGCCUGGGCUGCGGGAGAGGGAAGUGCAGAGGUAGGUAACGCGGGGAAAUGCUGAGGGCAGUGGUUAUUCUGGGGCCAUGAGGAUUGGAGGGUACCCUAAUGUGACACCCAGCCUUGUGCAGGGGAGUCGGAGCCUCCAAAUGCAUUGAGCUCAGUCUCCUGGUGGUUUCGGACAGUGGAGGUGGGAGGGCCGGAGAGGAGGGUACAGAGGUCCUCUGAGCCCAUGGAGCCUAUUCUCAGGAUUGUGGCAAUUGGAGGAUUGGCCGUGGAGUUGGAAGUUAAUUUGUAUGUUUCCAGAGGGGUGGGUAUGGGCUGAUGCGUCCUUUCUCCCCAGGGAUUUCUGGCCAGCAGCCUGAAAUCAUAGGACUUUGUUCCGUGUGCCCUGUGAGGGAAGGAAGGAGGUCUUCCCACUUUGAACCUAGUCCUGGACACUCCACACGCUUCCCUUCAGAGAACUGGGUGGAGGGACGAGGCUGGUCCAGGGAGGAGGAGGAAUCUGGGGGCUAAAGCUGGCCACUGGGACUCUAUAUCUGGAGCCUAGUAACCAGCUUAGCUCCUCACAUGGCAGGAAGAUUAGGAGUGCAGGGUUUUAGGACUCCUCUUUUCCUUGAUGGACGACAGCAGCUGGAGGGAAGUGUUCUGAGGGGCUUUGGAGCUAGAGACUGAUGCCCAGGUUUGCUCUGAAGGGCAUGAGUCACCCAGGGCCACCGGGGGAAUUAAUGGAAAGCCUCCUUUGCCAAGUGAUUUUAUUUAAACCCAUGGUCCUCCAACUGGGACCUGGACUCCCAGGGGAUGAGAGGAAUGUUCUGAGCAAGUUCUGGAGAAGGAUGCUGGGGUCCUCUGGGGUGUAUCAUGCUCAGGUGCCUUUUUCAUCCCCUACCUCAUCUUCCUCUUUACCUGUGGCAUUCCUGUCUUCCUCUUGGAGACAGCACUGGGCCAGUACACUAGCCAGGGAGGCAUCACAGCCUGGAGGAAGAUUUGCCCCAUCUUUGAGGUUUUCUCCUCCAGGCAUCGGCUAUGCCUCCCAGAUGAUUGUCAUCCUCCUCAACAUCUACUACAUCAUUGUCCUGGCCUGGGCCCUCUUCUACCUCUUUAGCAGCUUCACCAUCGACCUUCCCUGGGGAAGCUGCCACCAUGAGUGGAACACAGAAUCCUGUGUAGAGUUCCAGAGGACCAAUGGCUCCCUGAAUGUGACCUCUGAGAAUGCCACGUCUCCUGUCAUCGAGUUCUGGGAGAGGCGGGUCCUGAAGAUCUCCGAUGGCAUCCAACACCUGGGGGCCCUGCGUUGGGAGCUGGCCUUAUGCCUCCUGCUCGCCUGGGUCAUCUGCUACUUCUGCAUCUGGAAGGGGGUCAAGUCCACGGGCAAGGUGGUGUACUUCACAGCCACAUUCCCUUACCUCAUGCUGGUGGUCCUGUUAAUUCGAGGGGUGACGCUGCCUGGGGCAGCCCAAGGAAUUCAGUUUUACCUGUACCCAAACCUCACGCGUCUGUGGGAUCCCCAGGUAUGGAUGGACGCAGGCACCCAGAUUUUCUUCUCCUUCGCCAUCUGUCUAGGGUGCCUGACAGCCCUGGGCAGCUACAACAAGUACCACAACAACUGCUACAGGGACUGCAUCGCCCUCUGCUUCCUCAACAGCGGCACCAGCUUUGUGGCCGGAUUUGCCAUCUUCUCUGUCCUGGGCUUCAUGUCUCAGGAGCAAGGGGUGCCCAUCUCUGAGGUGGCCGAGUCUGGCCCUGGCCUGGCUUUCAUCGCCUACCCCCGGGCUGUGGCGAUGCUGCCCUUCUCUCCUCUCUGGGCUUGCUGCUUCUUCUUCAUGGUCGUCCUCCUGGGACUGGACAGCCAGUUUGUGUGUGUAGAAAGCCUGGUGACGGCGCUGGUGGACAUGUACCCCCGUGUAUUCCGCAAGAAGAACCGGAGGGAGCUUCUCAUUCUCAGCGUGUCUGUCGUCUCCUUCUUUGUUGGGCUGGUCAUGCUCACAGAGGGCGGUAUGUACGUGUUUCAGCUCUUUGACUACUACGCAGCCAGUGGCAUGUGUCUCCUGUUUGUGGCCAUCUUUGAGUCCCUCUGCGUGGCUUGGGUCUAUGGAGCCGGGCGCUUCUACGACAACAUUGAAGAUAUGAUUGGGUACAGGCCAUGGCCUCUUAUCAAAUAUUGUUGGCUUUUCCUCACACCAGCCGUAUGCACAGCCACCUUCCUCUUCUCCCUGAUCAAGUACACGCCGCUGACCUACAACAAGAAGUACACAUACCCGUGGUGGGGUGACGCCCUGGGCUGGCUCCUGGCUCUGUCCUCCAUGGUCUGCAUUCCUGCCUGGGGCUUCUACAAGCUCAGCACCAUCAAGGGCUCCUUCAGAGAGAGAAUUCGCCAGCUCCUGUGCCCAGCUGAGGACCUGCCUGGAUGGAACCGAGCAGAACCCUCUGCCCCCGCCACACCCAGGACAUCACUGCUCAUACUCACAGAAGUGGAGUCCCACUGCUAGGUCCGCAGGGCCUCGGAUCGUGCCCGUGGGCCUGGCUGUGGGGACAGCUGCAGAAGGGGAGGGCAGAAGCAGCCCCGCUGUGCUUCUCUGCCUCCUCCCGGGGCAGAUGAGAAGGAGGGUUUGGAAUCCACCUUGGGUUGGGCACCUGCCACUGGAACGUCUCUGCUCCAGGGGUGGCUGUACAGGUGUGAGAUGCUGGUAUCGAGGGCACCCCUUUCGCAACAGGCCUUGGGAAGUCGGAUGAGGGCCGGUGGGUGGAGUGACAGCCCUGUCCCUCUUACCCUUCAUUCCAUUAAAUCCAUGCUCUUCCCACCGAC
Molecule: messenger RNA, 3269 nt
Organism: Felis catus (domestic cat)
Lineage: Eukaryota; Metazoa; Chordata; Mammalia; Carnivora; Felidae
Gene: SLC6A13
Product: solute carrier family 6 member 13
Exons: 16
Coding region: 1138-2952 (604 amino acids)
Biological process (GO): sodium ion transmembrane transport; neurotransmitter transport
Cellular component (GO): plasma membrane
Molecular function (GO): gamma-aminobutyric acid:sodium:chloride symporter activity
Source: RefSeq, a predicted model, not a curated record